CAGUGCUUCUUUGUUAAGAAGAUAGCGGAAGCGGAUGCUGGCAUGUCGCUGGUCUGUUUUGUUUGGAGUGCUAAAGUGCCAGAGCAAAGUGGAAUGGGAGUCUUGUAUAACAUAAUAUGAUGCAUUAUUUUCUUUCAAUUAAUGUGUGAAUGUGAUGAUGGCUACCCGACAGUCUUUCACAGACUCUGACACUGCUGAUGAAGCAGUGAGAGCGACUUGUGAUGAUGCGUCGAUAUGUAAAAGGUUUGCAACCAGUAAAGGCUAUUGGAAGGACCCAUAUAUCCAGUACUUUGUGAGACAGAUAGGUGAACGGAAGGCUCCUGAGAUCAACAGAGGAUACUAUGCCCGUGUACAUGGGGUCAGUCACCUCCUGGAUUCUUUUCUCAGAAAGACAACGUGUGACUGUCAGGUAGUAAACCUUGGUGCUGGGCUGGACACUACUUUCUGGCGACUGAAGGAUGAAAACCUCUUGCCUAAAAAGUACUUUGAAGUAGACUUCCCAAUGAUUGUUGCCAGGAAGUUACACAACAUCAAGACAAAACCUCCCUUGUCAAAACCUAUAAUUGAAAUGCACUCCACGGAUUCACUAUUAAUAGAUGGCCACAGCCUAGACUCAGAUAGAUACUGCAUCAUCGGUGCAGACCUCAGGGACCUUCCUGGGCUAGAGGACAAGCUUAAGAAGUUCCAGAUGAAUCCAGAUUUGCCGACAGUGUUCCUCUCAGAGUGUGUGCUGGUGUAUAUGACUCCUGAGCAGUCCACUAAACUGGUGCACUGGGCAGCCGACACUUUCCCCACCGCCAUGUUUGUCAACUAUGAACAGGUGAACAUGGCAGAUCGCUUUGGACAGGUUAUGAUUGAGAAUCUGCAGAGGCGCCAGUGCAACUUGGCGGGAGUUGAAGUGUGUCAGUCUUUGGACUCUCAGAAAGAACGGUUCCUGUUAUCAGGUUGGGAGAAUGCGGAUGCUCUGGACAUGAUGACUGUGUACGGUGUGCUUCCCCAGGAGGAUGUGGCCAGAAUGGAGCGGCUGGAGUUCCUGGAUGAGAAGGAGCUCCUGCAGCAACUGCUGCAGCACUACUGCAUCUGCUGGGCUGCCAAGGACAGACUGAAAUUAGGACUUUCUCAAAUUGCAUUUUAAACCAAGGAAGGACUGGCAUUGUGUAGUGAAGAUGAGUUCAGUGAAGAUGGGUCAAUGUGCCAUAAGCCAACAACCCUGGAAAUCCGGAAGAAAAAGAAACCAUAUCGACUGCUGAAUUAUUGUUCCUUUAUGUGGCUUUAUUAAAAUGUGCUUACUACAAGCAAAAACAUUACUCCAAGCAACAGCGUUACUACAAGCUACAAGUUGUAUUUGCUUUCAUUGUAUGUGUGCAUGGCAUACAGUGACUUUUGAAAAGACAACUUUUCUAAUAUGGUAGAACUGUCUACAAGAUACCUUCAUCAACCAUAUCAUCCUGCUUCAUUAACUCUAUCUUCAUUUCAAAAGGUGCAGUAGUACAAUGCAACAAAUAAUUUCAAUAUUUUUAGCUUACAAUAGCACAUUCAUAAGUCACUUCAGCAUGUGCCUGUUCAGUUGACAGUUUAGUUUUACCCUGAUUGAUUUAUUAAAAUAUGUUGCAAAUGCA
Molecule: messenger RNA, 1619 nt
Organism: Conger conger (European conger)
Lineage: Eukaryota; Metazoa; Chordata; Actinopteri; Anguilliformes; Congridae
Gene: lcmt1
Product: leucine carboxyl methyltransferase 1
Exons: 12
Coding region: 155-1135 (326 amino acids)
Biological process (GO): C-terminal protein methylation
Cellular component (GO): cytosol
Molecular function (GO): protein C-terminal leucine carboxyl O-methyltransferase activity
Source: RefSeq, a predicted model, not a curated record